GUGAUAAAGUCUACACGUCGGACGUAACGGCUCAUAAGUAAAGUACGUCAUGUUAUCCGUGGUGUUUAGGACCCAGGGGAACACGCAAGCACAGCGGUAUAAAUACAGCAGACGGGGCGAGCGCGAGUGCGUUUUACUGCUUGGACAUCAACAGUCCUGUACAGUCUUCAGUUUUUUUUUCACUCGUAAUACCGCAGUCGCGACGGUAAAACGGUUUAAUAAUGCAAUCUAAUAGACAUCGUGUCCGCAUGAAAGGUUUGUGAUGGGGAUUUAUUAUUAUCUUUAGUGAUAGCAUAAACGACUCAUCAAAACGAGUAGAAAAACGGGACGCUUCAGACUUAAUUUGUUGUCAUUUUUCUAAAUGUACAUAAAAGAGGAUACAGGACACAAAUAUUUCCUGAGUCAAUGGGAUUGUUCGUUUUUUAUCACAGAAUCAUCCACUGACUGCUCUAUCAGCUCACCUUGGAAGGAGAGAAUGGAGGGAUACUUUUUACCUCAUGCCUCCACAAAGUCAUUCAUGAGGCAAGCCUUUCCCGGCACCAGCACUCAAUAGACCAGCAUGGAGAGAGCAAGACUAGAAACAGGAGCAGCAAAUGACAGAGAUCAAGGGAAGACACCAUUAACAGGGAGUGGGGACCUGGGUCCUGAACGUUGCAAAUGUAAUGGAUUGAUCAAUACCCAUAACUUAAUGGUGGGGACUAAGGAAGGACUGGUGUCGACCUAUUCUGCCCCACAGUAUCAGGGCCACGUGGUGUCCAAGGACAAAAACGGGACACAGGAUGGAAGGGGACCUCCGCAGUUGCUAAACCCCAGUGCUCUUCCACAAGCUAUAGAUCCUUACUACAGGCCGAACCUUAUUCUUUACCCUGAGAGCAUGCUGAGAGCGUGGGGUGAAGGAGGGGAAUGCUGUGAGACCACCUUUAUUGAGGAAAUGACCCCUGCUAAUUCUGGCUCUGCUAAAGAUGGAAUAGUAUUCACUGACACCAGGCUUCUGGAUCGGUCUACGGAAGACGCCAAGGUCCAAACACUUUCCUAUGAUGUAGAUGAUGACGAUGAUGACUUUCAAGAACUUGAGAGUGAGUACUCGAGUGAUUCAGAAAGUGAAGACAAUUUCCUCAUGAUGCCUCCGAGGGAUCAUCUGGGCCUCAGCGUUUUCUCCAUGCUUUGCUGUUUCUGGCCCCUUGGCAUUGCAGCUUUCUACCUGUCACACGAGACAAACAAGGCCCUGAACAAAGGGGAUUUUCACCACGCAAGCUCCAGCUCCAGACGCGCUCUCUUCCUGGCCGUUCUUGCCAUCACCAUCGGGACUGGCAUCUAUGUGGGCGUUGCCGUGGCCCUUAUCGCAUACCUCUCCAAAAACAAUCACUUGUAG
Molecule: messenger RNA, 1372 nt
Organism: Paramisgurnus dabryanus
Lineage: Eukaryota; Metazoa; Chordata; Actinopteri; Cypriniformes; Cobitidae
Product: synapse differentiation-inducing gene protein 1
Biological process (GO): positive regulation of synapse assembly; synaptic vesicle clustering
Cellular component (GO): excitatory synapse; synaptic vesicle membrane; postsynaptic density membrane
Source: RefSeq, a predicted model, not a curated record